AUGAACCAAGAGGCAUUACAGAAGGUGUUGAUUGAAAUGGACAAUCAAUUAAAUAAGUCCCGUGCGGAAUUAUCUAUGGUCAACCUUCAACUUGAUAGAGUAAACACCAAUUUAAACUCCAUAACUUCAACCAAAACUAAACUUAAUAAACUUUGUGAACCAACAGAAAAAGUAUGGCAAGGUGUUGGAAAAGCCUUUGUUGCUCGUGAUGUCAGCUCAUAUUUAAAAGAUUUAGACUCUGAUGCAAAGGAUUUUAACGAUACCAAGAAGAGUUUGACUAUAAAACAAGAUUACUUAACUACAACCCUUGAAAAGACCAUUGAUAGCAUGACCAAGAUAGUCGGUAAGAAAUAG
This is a messenger RNA of Spathaspora passalidarum NRRL Y-27907, 354 nucleotides long. Its product is annotated as prefolding complex chaperone subunit. Gene Ontology annotation, biological process: protein folding. Gene Ontology annotation, cellular component: cytoplasm; prefoldin complex. Gene Ontology annotation, molecular function: protein folding chaperone. Bases 1 to 354 code for a protein of 117 amino acids. The transcript has a single exon. Lineage: Eukaryota; Fungi; Ascomycota; Pichiomycetes; Serinales; Debaryomycetaceae. The record is from RefSeq and is a predicted model, not a curated record.